AUGGGGACCAGAGUAAGACGCGUGAAAUCCUCCAAAUUCAAGCGCGCAUCAUCUUCGCCUCCCGAAACUGAGCAUGCGAAUGGGAAAAUGAGCAACGGCGUGGAACUCCGGCGCAAAGGCGCGCCGUCCGACGUGGACACCACUGCAGCCAACUUCGUAACUCGAGAGAACUUCUCCCUCGAUGAUGAACCCCCAAAGUCGAGCGCAGGCAUUGCCAACCAUGGGUUUUUCGACCUCCCUAGACAGGAUCAGCGAAACUUUUUGCUGUUGGUGCUGUUAUACUUUUUGCAAGGAAUCCCGAUGGGUCUUGCCAUGGGCUCGGUGCCCUUCCUUCUCAAGAAUCAUCUGUCAUAUGGAGAAAUUGGUAUAUUCAGUUUGGCCUCAUACCCGUACUCCCUCAAGCUCCUCUGGAGUCCGUUUGUAGAUGCGGUAUGGAGCCCUACGUUUGGUCGGCGCAAGACCUGGAUUGUGCCGAUCCAAUUUCUCUCCGGCUUUGGAAUGCUCUGGUUGGGUUCGCACGUGGAGAGAAUGCUGGAGACGAUGGGUAAGCCGGAUGGAAUCACUGUCUGGCAUUUCAUGCUGUGGUGGUUUUUCUUGGUGCUCAUGUGCGCCACGCAAGAUAUUGCUGUGGAUGGAUGGGCCCUUACGCUUCUGAGUUCCGCCAAUGUCUCCUACGCUUCGACAGCGCAGACAGUGGGCCUUACCGCUGGGCACUUCCUAUCGUAUACUGUGUUCUUGGCCCUAAACGCACCCGAUUUCGCCAAUAAGUGGUUUCGUUCUGUACCCUCAGAUGAUGGACUUGUUUCACUGGGCGGUUAUCUCAAGUUCUGGGGCUGGGCAUAUAUCAUCAUGACGAUUGGGCUUGGCCUGAUCAAACGGGAAGAAAAAUCCCAAAACGAGGACGGAGUCUGGGAGGUCUACCGGAUCAUGUGGGGUAUCCUCAAGCUCAGAAAUGUUCAGGCGAUUAUCAUCGUGCAUCUCAUUGCCAAAAUCGGUUUCCAAGCCAAUGAUGGUGUAACGAAUCUGAAACUUUUGGAUAAAGGUUUUGGGAAGGAAAACAUGGCGCUGACGGUUCUUGUCGACUUUCCCUUCGAGAUUGGAGUUGGGUACUAUGCCGGUUUGUGGUCGCAAAAAUACACUCCGAUGCGACUUUGGUGUUGGGGAUUCAUGGGACGCCUGGGAGCCGCCAUCUUGGCCCAGUUCACCGUAUUUAUCUACCCUUCGGCAGGCGUUACUUCGUGGUAUAUGUUGUUGGUCAUCUUCUCUCAUGUCUACUCAACAUUUACCAACACCAUCAUGUUUGUGGCCGUGUCGGCUUUCCACGCUCGGGUUUCUGACCCGGUCAUCGGAGGCACAUAUAUGACACUCUUGGCUACUGUUUGCAACCUGGGAGGCACAUUCCCCAGGUAUUUCGUCCUGAAGCUCGUUGACGCUUUCACCGUCGCUACAUGCACCCCACCAGGCGCCGGGGCCGAUACCUCUGCUCUCAAAGGACCGUUGGUAACAGCUGCAUUCUCAUGCUCUGUCCAGGCCGAGAAGGAGAGGUGUGAGAAUGGAGGAGGUAUUUGCGAAAUGCAGAGGGAUGGCUAUAAUUCAGUCAAUCUGCUCUGCGUUGCGUUUGGCUUGGCCACGUUCCUGUGGUACAUCAAGCCGAAGGUUACACACCUCCAAAGUCUUCCGCUCAGGGCGUGGAGACUCACGGCAGGUAACCCGAAGUAG
Messenger RNA from Clonostachys solani, 1719 nucleotides. Lineage: Eukaryota; Fungi; Ascomycota; Sordariomycetes; Hypocreales; Bionectriaceae. The record is from the annotation of a GenBank genome assembly.